Messenger RNA from Salvia miltiorrhiza (redroot sage), 1272 nucleotides. RefSeq names its product homeobox protein knotted-1-like 6. Gene Ontology annotation, molecular function: DNA-binding transcription factor activity, RNA polymerase II-specific; DNA binding. Gene Ontology annotation, biological process: regulation of DNA-templated transcription. Bases 282 to 1205 code for a protein of 307 amino acids. Lineage: Eukaryota; Viridiplantae; Streptophyta; Magnoliopsida; Lamiales; Lamiaceae. The record is from RefSeq and is a predicted model, not a curated record. Gene Ontology annotation, cellular component: nucleus. The transcript has 5 exons.
AAUCGGAAAUUGUUGAUAAAUUAAUAAUGGAAAGAAUGGGCCUCCCCCAUCACUCACCCUCACCACCUGCACCUCACCUUCACCAUCUCCAUUCUUCCAUUUUCUUCUCCACACACCUCCACGCUUUCCACCACCACUCCAACCGCCGCCGCCGCCGUUGCAGUACCGCACUCCCACACCCGAUUAGCUCCUUAAAAAUAAAUACUAGGUAUAUAUUAUUAUUUUCUUAAGAACACACACAAGAAAAGGAUAUAUAUUGAGCCGAAAUAGAGUGAUAAUUUAUGGAUGAAAUGUAUGGGUUUGAUUCGGCGGGAGAUUACUAUGUGGACAAGGCGCUGAUGUCACCGGAGAAUAUGAUGAUGGCGGAGGAAUACAAUCAGUAUCACUACCAUUCUCCGAUUAACUCCGGCGACAAGUACCAUCAUCGGAUUCCGAUGCUUGGUUCCGACGAAUUGGGGUUCCAGAGCUCUGUUGUAUCUCACGAUUCAGCUUCUGUUAAUGUCCAGAAUCAAAGAGAUGAGGAUGAGAUGAAGGCCAAAAUUGCUUCCCACCCUUCCUACUCUAAAUUACUUCAUGCCUAUAUUGAUUGCCAGAAGGUUGGAGCUCCACCAGAAAUAGUGUCUGUUUUGGAUGAGAUGAGGCGAGAAAAUCCAGACACUGUUUCCGUGUGCACAGAGCUUGAUCCUCAACUCGACGAGUUCAUGGAAACCUACCGCCACAUACUGGUCAAGUACAAGUCGGAUCUGUCGCGGCCUUUUGAUGAAGCAACCUCCUUCCUCAACGAGAUUCAAACGCAGCUCCUCAAUCUUUGCAAUGAUGAAGCAGCGGUGUGGUCGGACGAGGAGUUGAUGGAGCAGCAAGAUGCAGAGACGAAGAGAGAAGAUCGGCUGCUGAAGGAGAAGCUGGUGCGAAUGUACGGCAGCCACAUCAGCAGUCUGAAGCUUGAGUUCUCAAAGAAGAAGAAGAAAGGGAAGCUGCCAAAGGAGGGGAGGCAGAGUUUGCUCGCUUGGUGGAAUUUGCACUCCAAAUGGCCCUAUCCCACGGAAGCGGAUAAGAUAGCGCUGGCUGAGAUGACCGGUCUGGAUCAGAAGCAGAUCAACAAUUGGUUCAUAAAUCAGAGGAAGCGCCACUGGAAAUCGCCGGACAAUAUGUUUGCGCCGGACAAUCUCUCUCCCAAACCCAAUUUUGUCCCCCAAGAUCACUAACCUACUUUUCAUCCCUUCUUGUAUAUUAUUCACACCACUCGCUUUACCAUUUUCUCGUUUUUAAAUA